UCAUUACCAGAGCUGGAGCCUCCGCGAGCAGGAAAGGGAGCUCGCGCCACUUGCUGCAGGGAUAUCACCUCAGAUGGACUUGAUAUAAAUCAAGAAUACACAUUUUCCAUCUGAUAAUGAACACGUAGGUGGUAGUUACAAGUGCCGUUUUGUGGAGAAAAAACUUAGCCUUACAGCCAGCGGUGUUUUAAUGUGUUUCAUGUGUUUGCGCUCAACAGUGAGGUAGACCUUAAUCGAGCACAUUUUUACAGGAGUAUUGGCGUGAGAUUUAUCCGGCGGAUGCAGCUGUCGGGGUCGGUGUCUGAGCCCUGCAGGAGCAGCCUGUCAUACUCAUAGGGCAGCAUGGUUUCUCUGGUGCUUCACAAGUGGAUGAGGAAUAUUUCUCCGGAGAUGCUUCUGUUGGUGCCUAUUUUGUUGUUUUUACCUCUGACUGGAGCGGCUCCUUCUCUGACUAACGAGCAGCUGGACACCGGGGUGGACUGGCUGAGUAAGUUUGGCUACCUCCCGCCCCCUGACCCAGUGACUGGUCAGCUUCAGACCAAGGAGGCCCUGACCAAGGCCAUCAAAGCCAUGCAGAAGUACGGAGGGCUGAAGGAGACCGGAGUCUUAGACCAAGCCACAAUGGGCCUAAUGACAACACCCAGAUGUUCCCUGCCAGAUGUUUCUGACACCGAGUUGACAGUGGGCCGCAGGAAACGAAGCCUGGCAACUCUGAAAAAAUGGGAUAAGAGGCAUCUAUCCUGGAGAGUGAGGACCUUCCCUAAGGACUCUGCCUUGCUGGGCAGGGACACGGUUCGAGCCCUGAUGUACUACGCCCUGAAGGUCUGGAGUGACAUCGCGCCGCUAAACUUCCACGAGGUGGCCGGCAGCGAUGCGGACAUUCAGAUAGACUUCACUAAGGCCGACCACAACGAUGGAUACCCCUUUGACGGGCCAGGGGGCACCGUGGCACACGCAUUCUUCCCCGGGGAGAGGUUCACAGCUGGGGAUACGCACUUUGACGAUGACGAGGCCUGGACCUUCAGAUCUCCAGACACUCAUGGGAUGGAUCUGUUUGCGGUUGCAGUCCAUGAGUUUGGUCACGCCAUCGGCCUGGUCCACACCUCAGCCAUAGAGUCCAUCAUGAGACCGUACUACCAGGGUCCUGUAGGAGACCCUCUGAAAUACGACCUUCCGUAUGAAGACAAGGUCCGCGUCUGGCAGCUCUACGGUGUCAGAGACUCGGUGUCCCACACAAACCGACCAGGCAACCCCUCCCAGACGGCUGAACCUCCAGUACUGCUGGACCUCCCUGAAAACAGAUCUACUCUACUGCUGGCUCGUGAUGCUCCAGACAGAUGCACCAGCCACUUUGAUGCAGUGGCCCAGAUACGAGGAGAGGCCUUCUUUUUCAAAGGAAAGUACUUCUGGCGACUAACAAGAGAGAAGCACCUGGUGUCCCUGCGCCCCGCUCAGAUCCAUCGUUUCUGGAGGGGCCUCCCCCCCAAUCUGGACAGUGUGGAUGCUGUGUAUGAGAGGCCUGGGGACCAUAAAAUUGUAUUUUUUAAAGGUCUAAAGUACUGGGUAUUUAAGGAUAAUAACGUAGAGGAGGGCUACCCUCGUCCAAUCAGUGACUUUGGCCUACCCUUGGAAGUAAUAGAUGCAGCCUUUGUUUGGCUACACAACGAGAAAACCUACUUCUUCAAGGACAACCUGUACUGGCGCUACGAUGACCACCUGAGACGAAUGGACCUGGGAUACCCUAAAGACAGCUCGCUCUGGAAGGGGCUGCCGCCACAACUGGACGACGCCAUAAGGUGGUCUGAUGGCUCGUCCUAUUUCUUCAAGGGGAAGGAGUACUGGAAAGUGCCGAGCAGCGACAUGGAGGCGGAGGCAGGAUACCCCCGCUCCAUCGCCAAAGACUGGCUGCUGUGCACCGAGAUGCAGGCAGACUCUCCGGACACGGAGACGAGACUCAACGUGCAGCAUCAGCCGGACCACGCAGAGAACGGGUUCGAGGUGUGCUCCUGCACCUCGGACUCCGCCUCGCCUUUAGGCGCCCGCCACUCCCCCUCCCCCCUGUGGCUGCUGCCCCCCCUCUGGACGCUCUCGCUGGCCCUCCGCUCUGAACUGCUAUGAUGCCAAAACAUGGGACGAGGUUCCUGAGCUGAUAUUUGGAGGGUGAAUGGACACUCAGUGCAAGCAAAAACUGGAAUAUUUCCUCUCACAGUUUCAUUCGGUAUCCUUUAGCUUAUUUUGCUGUUAUUUAUUUUACAUGAUGCAAGUAUUCAUCCUCGUGGACAUCAACCCAUUCAUUGACUGAAAUGCCUCAUCUCUUCAAGGAAAAGGUUAUAGAAUCGUAUUCCAAGAGUAAUCAUUUGUGUUCAUGUGCAGCAGGUUAACCUCUGCAAGGCCUCACGUACAGACGGGUUCAUCCUGAGCUGUAGGCAACGUACAAGUCGCAACAUUUGAUUACAAUUAGUUCAAAUUAACAAGUAGAUGGUUCAAGAUUCUGCCUCUACCCGAAUAAGGUGGAGGUGAUAGGAAUUUGUAUGUGUUGUUUAAAACACUGAAAAAUGACUUUUGAAAAAAAUAAACACAUAGUAAGUCCUUACAAGGACGGUCGCAGGGAUAUUUGCAAUUAUAAAAGUAAUUUUUGUUUACUUUGCCGUGUGCACCACUAACACUUUUCAGCCGCCUAACAUUCAGUGUGAACACCAAUACUGCGAGAGCGGUAAGGAUGGAUGGACAGAGGAACUGCUGCUCAUGUACGUAUUCAUCAUUUCCAACUCAGAUUCGGAAGCAUUCCUCGCUCUUAGUUUGGUUGUAUCUUUUAUAUUAAAUUUAGAUGAAUAAUAUUCCUGUUUAUUUGACAUUGCGUCGAUCAGGUCGUAGAGUUUAUAGAGGUUUUGUUAGACUGAUGGACAUUUACUUUAUCACCCCUAGCUCCUUCUGAAGAAUAAAAACGUGGUUUAUUCUUGCUGUAAAGAUAUAUUUACCUAUAGACGGAUAUAUUUGAGUUGAAAGGUUCUGCAGUUGAUGCAUAACCAAGUGGACUGUGUAUAUUUUAAGCUGUGUUUUCUAAUGUAAAAUAUUUUUGUAUAAAAAUAAAAUCUGAAUGACUUUAAGUUGUGACGUAAAUUCGUA
Trematomus bernacchii (emerald rockcod) is the source of this 3126-nucleotide messenger RNA. Its product is annotated as matrix metalloproteinase-17-like. Gene Ontology annotation, cellular component: extracellular matrix. Gene Ontology annotation, molecular function: metalloendopeptidase activity; zinc ion binding. The record is from RefSeq and is a predicted model, not a curated record. Bases 343 to 2118 code for a protein of 591 amino acids. The transcript has 10 exons. Gene Ontology annotation, biological process: collagen catabolic process; proteolysis; extracellular matrix organization. NCBI's taxonomy places the organism in Eukaryota, Metazoa, Chordata, Actinopteri, Perciformes, Nototheniidae.